Messenger RNA from Myotis lucifugus (little brown bat), 1506 nucleotides. RefSeq names its product chromosome unknown C22orf31 homolog (gene CUNH22orf31). The transcript has 4 exons. The record is from RefSeq and is a predicted model, not a curated record. NCBI's taxonomy places the organism in Eukaryota, Metazoa, Chordata, Mammalia, Chiroptera, Vespertilionidae. The coding region runs from base 446 to 1432 and encodes 328 amino acids.
CCUCUCAAUCUCAGUCCCUUUCCACCCACACGACCCAGAGCUGCGGCAAGAAGAAUCUUGUUCCGUCAUUGUCUUCACGGUGGCAUUCCCGAGUUCAGGAAUCCUCCGGGCUCCCUGAUGGAGCAGGGGGACACCCCCCACCCAGCGACACCUGGUCCCCGGAGGACACACCCUCCCCAUCCCACCUGGCGCCCUUCCCACUUCCAACGCCUCCUCCUCUGGCAGGACCUGGGAGCUCUACCUCUAACUCGUGCCCUUGCAGGCGCAGGCCGGACACGUGGAAGGAGAAUUAAAUGAGAAGAUGCAGGUGAACCCGCCAGCAGAGAGUAAAGCACUCAAUACAGGUGAACCUCCCUCCAUCCCACAAAUACUCAGCGAAGAGAAGCGGAAGGAAAGUAAACUUGGGGUGGUGAGUGCGGAAUAGAGUCCACAGCAUCCGAUCUACAUGAGGCGAGACCCCAGCAUCCCCACCUACGGACUCCGGCAGUCUAUCUUACUGAACAGCAGGCUUCAGGACUGCUAUGUGGACUCCCCAGCUCUCACCAACAUCUGGACGCCCAGGACCUGUGCAAAGCGGACCAUCAGCGCCCCAGCACCAGGUACCACCUCUUCCUGGGAAGUGGUCAAGAAUCCGUUCAUUACCAGUUCGCUCUCCCUGGUUAAGCUGGUGCUCAGGCGACGACUGAAGGAUCAGUGCUGCCCGGUACCAUGCAAGUUUGGGGAAGCAAAACCCUCGAAGCUAGUAGAGCCCAAGGACGACUCAGCAACGAAAGCCACACGGCGGGGCAGGAUGAGGAACUCCAUCAGCUCCCAGAGCAAGCAGCCCCUAGGACAGCAGCCGGGCUCACCGAGGCGCAGGAGGCCUGCAGGAAGCAACAACGAGCUGUGUGGCCUUGGGCAAACCAAUUCCCGCUCCCUUGCCUUUAAAGCUGUCUCCUGCCGACCUUACAGGGUUCCGGGGGGACGAACGCAGUGGUAUACACGGAGGAAUUCGAGUAAAGAAAGUUCAAAGGAGGAAAAAGGAACAGUCAGCCAAGAUCUUGAGAGCAGAUAUGCCGAACAUGUGGCCGCCACCCAAGCGCUACGCAGGGACAUGGGGACAGCAGCCUGGAAGGGCCAGGCGUUGCUUCCUGAAGCCAGGAAGAGACAACCGUUGUCAGACAUGCUAACCAUCCACGGCCUGCCCACAGAGGGUUACCGGGCUCUGUACCAUGCUGUGGUCGAGCCGAUGCUGUGGAACCCUUCGGGGACCCCCAAGAGGUACAGCUUGGAGCUGGGCAAGGCCAUCAAACAGAAGCUCUGGGAGGCUCUGUGCAGCCAGGCUGCCACCCCUGAAGGUGCUCAGAGGGCCUCGUUGCCUGUCAGGACGUGGCUGGAGGUCGACAAGGAGCCUGUGCCCAAGAAGUGGCCCAGGUUAAAGAGGGAGAAAUAGAAACAGGAUCGCACAGAUGAGGCUAUUCUCUGCUAGAUGUCUAAACAAUAAACACCACUUUGCACCUUUCCGGU